AUGGAGAAUCCAGUUGCCUCAACACUUAUUGACUUACCACUCAAUCCAUUCAAGGGAAUAGAGAGUGAUCAGCUUGGUGACAUAGAAAACCUUGAGCACGAGCUUGAAAAUAAUUCCCCGAAAUCGGAUUACCAAGACGGCAAGAAAACGAUGAACAUUUAUUCGAUGAACUCGAAGCUGGAAGAGGAAGAGAAAUGCCCGUGGUUGAACGCCCCACUAAUCGGUGACAGAAAUGUUCCGACGCCCAUCCGCUUCCAUCCAGAAAAUAUACGUGAGAGAAGAGGACACGGUUUACUGUGUCUAAUUUAUUCAACUUUGAAAACUAGGAGCCGAAAGGUCUCCAAAACAACCAGCAAAAUAGGAAAACGUUCGCAAAGGAUCAAGCGGUUUUGGCUGCGCAAGGCGGGUCUGGUGCCAGCGUGGGUGGAACCGCCACCGCGUCCACCACCAAGGGAGUUGAUCCCGCUUGAGCAGCUGCCAGCAGGUGCCCUAGCCCCUCAGUUGGCACCGUUCUUGAAUAUUGCUAGGAGGUGCCUCAGCGUGGAAGAACUAGCAGAGGCUCUCCGCCCGAGAGAAUACGGCGACAUACGCUACCGUAAUCGACAGGAACCGGCCCCACAACCGGUUCCACCACCGGCUCAAGAUUUACUGCCGGUCGUGAUUGGAGAACCGGAAGCUGAUCAGGAGCCGAUCCAGGCACCUCCGCCCGACAUUCAACAACGCCAAGUACGAUAUCGCGAGCAGCACGUUGGAAGGGGUCUACUUCGCCGAGUAGUCUUCCUUCCAGUGAGACAGGAGGAAGCAGCCGCUGCUGCAGCCCCAAACCAGCAGUCGGAAAGCGAGUCGGAGGAGGAAGCAGCCGCUGCUGCAGCCCCAAACCAGCAGUCGGAAAGCGAGUCGGAGGAGGAAGCAGCCGCUGCUGCAGCCCCACACCAGCAACAAGGAAGUGAGUCGGAGGAAGACGAGAUCCAGCUGUGCCACGAAAGCUCGUCAACGGACGACAGCUCGUCAGAAGAGUCAACGGACGAAGACAGGCGCCAUUUUGAAACAGAAUUGGAGGCCAAUCCGGCUCUGAGAAGAGCGUACGAGAGGAGCGAAACAGCAAGGAGAGAGCGAGGCCGUUUCAACACCCGUCCGGGCCACCUCUACACAAGAAGAAAUACCAGAGGAAGGGAGCAGAGGAACCCAACCAAUUAAGUAAAUCUAAUUGUAUUCUUGAACAUGGCGGCUCCAACCGCUAAAUACAAUUAUUGAAUGAAUAUUCUCUAUCUAUCUGUCCCUCUCUAAAAAAAAAAAAAAAAAAAAACCCUCUUACAUAAGGAUCCCGAGAAAUCGGUGCAUCCAAACGAAAAAAAAAAAACCCUUUUCUCUCUAUCACGCUCACUGUAGUGGCACGCCGCAAGGGG
Daphnia pulicaria is the source of this 1406-nucleotide messenger RNA. RefSeq names its product DNA translocase FtsK 1-like. NCBI's taxonomy places the organism in Eukaryota, Metazoa, Arthropoda, Branchiopoda, Diplostraca, Daphniidae. The record is from RefSeq and is a predicted model, not a curated record. The transcript has 3 exons. Bases 1 to 1197 code for a protein of 398 amino acids.